CAAAAUAGGACAUCCCCUCCCUGCUACCAACCACGUAAAAAAAAAUUCCAUUUGUACCGCUGUUUGUAUCCAGUUCUCGGCUACUUCCUUUUCAACACUAACGUUCGACUGAGAGCAGUGCGUGCAGACGGCCUAGUGGACUAGGCCGACGAUACUUUAUCUUCUUGAAUCCUAGGCUAUAUGAAAACGUGAUCUGUGCACCAAAGCCUUCUCACAAUGAUUGGUCCAGAGAGAUUUCAGAUCAUAGUUGCCCUUGUCCCCUUUCUUCUCUUAACUCUGGGGGCUUUACACCUGCACAACUGUCCCAAGGAGCCCAUGGUCCCCAUCUCUGUCAUUGUGGGAUCAGUAUUCCUCAUGGUCAUACAGCUUGUUGCAGUGUGUGGUUGUCUUGAACUGUGUUUCAUCCCAGUUUUUCUGAUCCUCAUCUUUCUGUUCUGCUGGUUGAUUGCAGGUAGUGUGUUCAUCUACAGAGCAUUUCAACCCAACUUUGAGUCCAGACACUCCUUGGAAUAUUGUGAGAAGAUUCUCUACCAGUCCGCAUUCUGGUGCACCAACCUAGCGUGGGUAUUCAUAGUGGUUUUGGGGAUUUCUGGGCUGUGCAGACUCGUAUGGAGAUGGAGAGGUGCCUUUCAAAGAGCAGGUGACAUUGAAUGUGAAGGUGACACUGAAAAGGGAGGAGACGAUGAAAAAGAAGGUGCCUUUCAAAGGGGAGGAGAUGAUGAAAAAGAAGGUGCCUUUCAAAGGGGAGGAGAAAAAGGAGGUGACUUUGAAGAGAGAGGUGACACUGAAAAGGGAGGUGACGCCGAAAAAGGAGGUGAAAUUGAAAUUACUCAAUCACUCAAUUUUAAUCCAAACCAACACCUAACCUGAAAACACAAA
This is a messenger RNA of Alosa sapidissima (American shad), 879 nucleotides long. RefSeq lists its product as uncharacterized. The coding region runs from base 217 to 870 and encodes 217 amino acids. The record is from RefSeq and is a predicted model, not a curated record. The transcript has 5 exons. Lineage: Eukaryota; Metazoa; Chordata; Actinopteri; Clupeiformes; Clupeidae.